CCUACAUCAGGUGCUGCUAAUGCUUUUUUGAUAAUGUCGGUAGUUUUGAUUGGAAUCAGUAUUGUUUUACAAUUAUUCAGUGCACCGUCUUAUGACUUACAAAAAGUUUCUGCAGCUGUUGCCUUGUUUAUCUCAAACGUUAUCAGUAAUGUCACGGUGGUCAAAAUGGUUCAUUCUUUUCAAAAUCAUUACGGUAGAAAUGGUAUUUCAGCUCAAGUUGGUAAAAGAUACUUUGCACUUGUCUGGACUGCAUUUGCAUUACUAGUCUUCUCUGCUUUGUUUGAAUAUUCAUGUCGUCAAUUCUACAAGUACAGAGAGAGAAGAAACAACAAAGGAAAUGCAAGAAAUAAUAUUGGUGAACGCGUUGUUGACCAAGAAAAGGGUUUCAAUAGUGAGCAGACUUCUAAUGCUGGCACAUUAAUGCAGCCUUCUCCACUGGGGAGAACCAAAAUUAGUCAAAAUCAUUGAUUAUUUAUAUUGUUUUGCACUUCAUCUUUUUAUGAUUUUUCACAAUCAUAAUAAAGACAAUGUACUUCUGCCAAAUGAUAAGUGUAGAUACGUUCACCCGAACACCACAUCACGUGUACAGACUUCAAGAUCACCGUAACUAUGGUGAUCGCGUUUUUUUGGUUUGUUUUGAUUUCGAUUUCAA
Messenger RNA from Hansenula anomala, 652 nucleotides. RefSeq lists its product as uncharacterized. Lineage: Eukaryota; Fungi; Ascomycota; Saccharomycetes; Phaffomycetales; Wickerhamomycetaceae. The annotation marks the transcript as partial. The transcript has a single exon. The record is from RefSeq and is a predicted model, not a curated record.